Messenger RNA from Chironomus riparius, 4068 nucleotides. The record is from the annotation of a GenBank genome assembly. Lineage: Eukaryota; Metazoa; Arthropoda; Insecta; Diptera; Chironomidae.
AUGGACAGUGCAAAAGGAGAUAUUUCACAAAAAAUAGCUUUCGAAGAUUGCAGCAAUCAAAACAAGAAAAAUAAUGAACAAAAUGAGGUAAACGACAAAAUGAAUAGAAAGGAAAUAGCACAAAUUCAAAACACAUCUUUGGAUAAUGGAUUAGAUCCAAUAGGUAUUGAAUUAAUUAGUGCAAGUUUAGAACAAAACAGUAAUAUGAUGUCAUCUGAUACCAUAACCGAUAUGAAAGAUAACAACAUAUUAAAACAUUCAAAUGAAGCAAAUCUACGUUUAAAAACUACUGAAUUAUCAUUUGACGAGUCUAAUGUAUCACAUCCAAGAGAGAGAAUGUCCAGAGAGAUGCGAAAUUUACAAAAAUCUACACAAGAUUCAAAAGUUUUAUCAAACUAUUUAAAUCACUUUGAUAGUCCAAGAAUACGGAAUCGAAAAACGAAAGAAUCGAAUUCAUUAGCUAAUGAUACUGAAAUCAUAAAUGAUAAUGUUUCUUUAAUGAUUGAAAAAGAAAUUCCUCUCAAAAGUGGAAUUACUGAAAAUGACGAUUCUGACUCAACUACCGUAGUUCGUGAUGAAAUUGGAAAGAAACGUCGCAGAUCAAUUUCUAGGUCAAGGACAUCAAGGACAUCUCAAAGAUCCAAAAGCGUAGCUGUAAGACCAAAAUCUUUAUCAAGACUACUUAGCGAUGAAAUGGCUUUGACAAGUGAUAAAGAAGAAAAUCAAGACGAAGAUGAAAUAGAUGACUUAACAAAUACAAUUGUAAUGAACAACGUUAAACCAAUAGAAAACCGUGCACUGAAUCCUCCACCAAAACCUGGAUGGGAUUCGUUUUGUUUUAAAUGUCACUUGGAUAAUGCUGUUUUAUCACUAGCCUGCAGAAAUUGCAAAUGCUCACUACACCGACAUUGUGCAAGACUUUUGCUUACACCUAUACCAAAAAAUCCUGAUGACUUCAUUUGCGCAGAUUGCAUUGAAAUUGAAAAAAUACAACAAAGCUCAUUAAACAAAUAUAAUCAUCCUAAAAUUGAUAUGUACACACUUAAAGAAAUGUUGAUCACUAUAUUGGAGAAAAUACGUAAUACUUAUCCUGAUCGUGAGUGUUACGAAAAUGAGAUUCAUUUUAAAUCAGCAAAAGAAUCAAAUCAACCAUUAAUAGUUACACAAAUAUCAUUAAAAACUAUUGAGGAUAGAAUUAUGAAUAAUUAUUAUAAAGUUUCCGAAGCAUUUUUGCAUGAUAUAAAACAGCUUGAACAUAACUGGACAAUUAUUGAUAAAAACAAAAUGAAAUCUUUAAAGAAUAUCUUAAAAUUUGUUGUAACGGAAAUUAAUGAAAUGGAAGCAUGUGUAUACUGUUACUCAAACUCUUUUGUUAUAAGUAAUUGGUUUACAAUUCCAUGUAAAAGACCACAUUUGCUGAUAUGGGCCAAAUUGAAAGGGUAUCCAUAUUGGCCGGCAAAAGUAAUGUCAAUAGAUAAUCAAAAGUUUUAUGCUGAUGUGAGAUUUUUUGGAGCACAUGAUAGAGCUUGGGUUCCAACAGCUCAUUGCUUAAUUUUUAGUGAAAAGGAUCCAAAUAAGAUUGCUAGAGCUUCAGUACCUAACAAUAAUAGAGGAGCGAGUAAAACACAGAAGGGUAUAGCAGAUGCUAUAAAGGAAAAAGAUGAAUAUAUACAAAACAUUCGUGAUAAAUAUGGGUUUAGGUACGCAAAUUCGCGAGAAUUGCUGAAUGCAGCAGUGUUUCAAAUGCAACUAGAGAAUCAGUUACCAAAUCUUAGAAAAGAAUCUGCGAACGUUGAAAAAUUUGAAAACGACAUCAAUCAAAAAGAAAAACUAACAUUAAAAAUUGUAAAGACUUCUGAUGGUACACAAACAAUAGAACAAAAAAAUCCGAAAAAUAAUCAAGAAAGAGAUAAACAUAUAUUGUAUAGAGUAUUGAGUAGAAAUGAGGAUGGAUAUGAGAGCAGUGACCAAUCUAGAGUUAAAACAAUAAUAUUGAAGAGAAAUGUACAAGGUGAUUCAGAAAAAGCAAUUUCAAAGAGAUUAAACGUGGAAAAUUCUGAUGAAUAUGAAAUUAAUCUAAGUUUACCCGAACAAAAUGAUACCACGGCGAGAAGAAAAUCUCUUAGAGAUGAAUCAAAGCAAAAAAAGGAAAUUAAAACUGUAAAUUCACGAUCGAUUACACCAGAUACACAAUUAAAAAGGAAAACAAAAAUUGCAGAUAUUGACGGAGAUAAUGAACUUUUGCAAGAGCUACUCCCGGAAAGACCCUCGAAAAAAAUAAGGAAACAUUUUUCAAACGAAAUGCCUUUGAUUGUUUCUGCAGACAGUCAUAAUAUACCUUCAGGAACACACGAAAUUCAUUUAUUAUGCGAACGAUCUAUCUCAGUUUCAAAACCCAAUUCUAAUAACCAUAGCUUCCAUAGAAGUAAAUCAGUUGAUAAAGAAUCUAAAAAAGCAAGUAAUAUUGUAAGGCGCUUAUCAGUUAAUUCAACAAUUAAUCGAUCAAUUUGCGAACCUACAAUUAUAAAUAGUAACAUUCCUGUAAAAUCACACUUACAAUUGGAAAAAAGUGUUUUGCAAGCAGAUGACAAUUUGAGUUUGAACUUAAAAAAUGAGCCCUUAUCAGACAACGAAAUUGUCGAACGCGAACAAGUAACUAUCAAUGAUAUAGCUAAGUUGGUUAGUGAAGGUAACAAUGUACGCAAAACCAUUUUAAUAUCAACAAGCGACAACAGUAAUGACUCAUUUCCUUCAAAAUCAAGAGCAAGAAAAUCUUUUCCAAAUUCAUUAGCAAUAACUAGUAAUCGUUCCGUAGACUCCUCACUUCAAGCCCCACCAGUAAGAAAUACAAAUGCUAUGGUGUGUAUACCUGAAGUUUUUUCAUUUAACGGAAUAAAUUCCUCAGAAAAAUCUCAAUCGCUUAGCAACGAUUUAGAUGAAACAAAUGGAUCUUAUGCCAUUCAAAGAAAAUCUGCCGUUUCCUUACAUACAUAUCAAGUUAAUGAUUUACCCUCACUCAUUCCAAAACCGUCGGGAGUUUUUACAAGUGAAGGAAAUACAUUCUGUCAAGAAAGUGGUGCUGUUUCUACACUUUUUUCUGAAAAUGCUCAUCGAAUGACGGAUUACUUUAAAUCUUUAUUAAUUGAUACAAUCAGCGCUAUAUCAUCUGGCGUGAGUGAUGCACAAAAUGUUCUUUUAAAACUUGAGUUAGAGAAGACUAAGCAGCAACUACAUAACUUUAAAAAUGAAAAUCAACUAAAGUUUGAUAAAUUAAAGAAAGAACAUGCUGAUGAAAUUAGGAUUCUUAAAAUGUCUCAUGAUGAAAAAAUUCAAAUCAUUCAACAAAAUAGUGACCAAGAUAAGAUCAAACUAAUAGCAGAAAUACGUCAGCAAUGUGAAAUUGAAAAACAAAGAGCUGUUGAAUCAACCAAACGAGAAAUAAAAAGAGUUACCUGGUGCUCAAACUGUACUAAAGAAGCACGAUUUUAUUGUUGUUGGAACACGUCAUAUUGUGGACCUUCCUGUCAAAAAGUACACUGGCAAACUCACCAAAAAUACUGCACAAAUCGCAACUCGUCAACAGUAGAAAACUCAGUUCAAAAUUCAAACAAUUGUAUUAGACAAAAUGCUAAUAGUUUUGAUACAAUUACAUCUGUUUCAUCUUUGACUAAUUCUCAAUGUAUACCAGUUUCAAUUUCUCUUCCUACUGCUAACCUUUUUAAGAACUCAUCUCUGCAGUUGACAUUGCCAUCAUCAACGUUAGGAAAUUGCAAACAAAUCGAAACUUCUUGCACAAUUAAAAGUCCGGCUCAGCAAACAUUUUUUCAAACCCUCACCACACCUACUUGUGGGAUUCGACAGCACAAAAUACCGCCUGCUGUUUCGUCAACUGAAAUUAAAGCAAAUUCUUCUGCACUUUCAUUUGAGCAAUCAUUAGCCUCAAAUUUGGUAGUAAAAGCUAUUCCACAAAACGAUAGUUCAUCAUUUAGACUUAUAUCAACACCUAAAAACAUUGUUGUAAAUACAACAUUGUCAAGUGGCAGUUCCUCGGAAAGUUUAAAAAAAUAA